Messenger RNA from Camelina sativa (false flax), 1478 nucleotides. NCBI's taxonomy places the organism in Eukaryota, Viridiplantae, Streptophyta, Magnoliopsida, Brassicales, Brassicaceae. The record is from RefSeq and is a predicted model, not a curated record.
AUCCCGACAUUUUGGCUGAUUGGGCUCAAAUCGCGGAGGCAGAGAGCUGUCUAGCGUGUAACCGGCGAUUACACGGCUGCCUAGACCGAUUUUUAAAACAGGGGUCGUAGUUAUGGUUACAUUGAUAUGAGUAUAUGUUUCCAAAGCAACCGAAUCGAUGAAAAUGGAGAUACGAAGAGACAUUUGAAAAGAUUCGAAAAGACUACUCGCUUUCUCUUCUGAGUUUAAUACACCACCACCGAGCAUUAACCCAAUCACAACCAGGCUGAUCACAAGAUAAAUCGACAUAAUUUUACAGUGCACAAAACUAUAAAAUCAUAAAGAAAAAAAGAAAAAAAGCUUAUUGCGUUUCCAAAAAUUUCUCAAUCGCUCUUUCUCUUUCUUUCCAAAAUCCCGAUGGCUAAGAAGAAGCAACCUCAGCCUCCUCUGGUUACUCCAUCUCCGGCGAAGGAGCCGUCGGAAGUUGCAUCUCCGGUUAAGAAGCCGUCAGAACUCGCCUCUACUUCUUCUAAUAAGAAGCAACCUGAACCGCUGCAAAAUCCAUCAUCGGAAUCUGGUUCAGAGUCAGAAGAAUCGGGCUCCGAAUCUGAAGGAGAAGAAGACAAAACACCCAAGAAUCCAGAAACUGAUUCUGCUCCGGUUGUAGCCAAUGAAAUCUCAGGUUCAAAGUCUGAGAGUGUAUCUGACUCUGAAUCUGAGCCAACUCAUGCUCUUGCUUUCAAUAGUAUUAAAAGCUCAUUCAGUUUCGAGGUGAGUUUGCAUCAGUGCACCAACAAAAUCCGGGGUUUAAAGAAAAAGUAUGUCAAGAAAAUGAAGAACGGUGGUGAGGCCUCAAUUACAAAGCGUCAUGAUCUUAUGUGUUUGGCACGUGUUAAGGAGAUUUGGGGAACUACUGAUGUCGAUGUUGUUGACUCUACUCCUGUUGUGAAAUCAAACAAGAAUAAGAAGGAAGGUGAGGAGGUUAAUAGGGUGAAGAAUGAUGAUGACUCUUUGAUGAUGGUUGACGAUGGUGAUUGGUUUGAAAGGUCAUUUAUUCGUGGUGCGAUUACGAGUUUUGGUGGUGUGAUGGUUGAUGAAGAAGCUGUGAAAGCAAAAUGGAGGUUGGUACCGGUCACGAAGAAGAAGGGAAUCGAGGAUAAAUGCAAGUCAUUGGAAGCUGAGGAGAUGAAAUGCUUCUUGCUAAAGGCUGAGAUUCUGAGUGAGGUGAGUUCUGCUCUUGCUAAAUCUGACUAGAGAGAGAGAGAGAUAUAAUCUAUUUGAAGAUGCAUUUGCUCCUUUUUCCUUUUUGGUUUCAUGUUGGAUCUUUAUUUUGGUUUUUGGUUGUAAUUGACUAAUUAGUUGUAUCAGCUAAUUAGUUAGUAUCAGAUGCAUCUUUGUUUUUUCUUUUGGGGGUCGAAGUAACAGCGAACUAUCUGAUGGCUGAUCUUAUUUUGCUACGAUGAAAUUCAUGAUUAUGUAAUCCAAAAUCUUUAAUUGUA